This is a messenger RNA of Telopea speciosissima, 525 nucleotides long. Its product is annotated as E3 ubiquitin-protein ligase ATL23-like. The record is from RefSeq and is a predicted model, not a curated record. Gene Ontology annotation, biological process: protein ubiquitination. The transcript has a single exon. Bases 1 to 525 code for a protein of 174 amino acids. NCBI's taxonomy places the organism in Eukaryota, Viridiplantae, Streptophyta, Magnoliopsida, Proteales, Proteaceae.
AUGGUUUCUCCAGUUUCUCCUCCCUUAGCUUCUCAUUCUUUAGCAUCUUCAAAUAAUAACAUCUCCCAGGGUUACCAAGUACCUGCUUUACCAUUCAUCCUUGUACCUCUUUUGCCUGUAGUUUACUGCAUCUUGUGGUGUUUAAUCCAUAUUGGACUCGUAUACUUGAAAAACAGAAGAGGAUCCGACACAGUUUCAGAGACACCUGCAGUUCUUCCAGUUCGAGUUUCUGGGCAAACGAGGCAACAACAACAGCAGCUUCAGUUACUGUACAAAGAAAAUGGAAAAAGUGGGUUAAAUAAAGAUUGCCCAAUUUGCUUGGAGGAGCCUGAAGGAGAAGGAGAGACAAAAGCGAAGGCCGAGACAGAGGCAGAGGCAGACGCAGAAGCAAUACCAUGGCGAUUGGUGCCUGAGUGCUGCCAUAGAUUUCAUGAACUCUGUCUAAACCGGUGGUUGAAAUUGUCACAAACCUGUCCACUUUGCCGGGUCGCUACUGAACUUGAAGCUUUUGUUGAUGUGGUUUGA